Molecule: messenger RNA, 1294 nt
Organism: Prosopis cineraria
Lineage: Eukaryota; Viridiplantae; Streptophyta; Magnoliopsida; Fabales; Fabaceae
Exons: 1
Coding region: 193-1113 (306 amino acids)
Biological process (GO): root development; shoot system development
Source: RefSeq, a predicted model, not a curated record
CAGACCAAGGCAAAAUAGAUAGCUUCCUUUCACAUUAUUAUUGGUUUAUUUGUUUGCAUGGACGUCAUGUUUUAUUCUAUAAAAAUCGGUAAUUGGCGUUUGGCGACGGCCUGCGGAUGCUCGUCGUCUUCUCCUUCUGCUCCUCCUAAGCUCCUCCUCCCUCCAUGAAAUAUCCCAACGCCUGCAGCAUUAAUGGCUCCCUUUUCCCCGAAGCUUCCUUCUAAAUUCAAGCUUCGAUCCAUUAGCUUGCCUCCCAGAUCUCAUCCCACCACCCUUCUUGUCGAACGCCUCCUCCACUCCCUCCAAUCUUCUCUCUCUCCUCCUCCUCCCCCCUCCGUCCACAACAUCUGCUCCGCUUUGUCCGCCCUCGCCGACUUGUACCAAUCCAUCGACAACCUUCUCCAAUUGCCCCUCACCCAUCAAGCUUUGUCUCAGCAUCACCGUCAGAAAUGGAUCGAUCACUUGUUGGACUGUCCCGUCCGAUUCUUGGACGUUCUCGGCUGCACUAGGGAUUCCAUUUUGUCCAUGGAAGAAGGCGUCCGGCGUCUUCAAUCCGCUCUCAGAAGGAGGAAGCUCGGAGAUUCCGGCGUCAUGGAUGCUCUCGUCUCUGCCUAUUGGAAUCUCAGGAAGAACGCCCGGAAGAAUUCCACAAAAUCUAUUCUCUUGUUGAAACAAAUUGAUGCGUCGUUUGAAACUUUUCUCCCAUUGGAUCUAAACGCUCACCUCUCCGCAGUUGUUCGAGUUCUCACGGAAGCGAGCCUCGUCACCAGCUCCGUCUUUUAUUCUCUCCUGGCCUUCCUCUCUUCCCCAGUCUUGAAAUCAAAGCCCAAUAACAGGUGGGCGUUGCUGUCGAGAUUGAUACAGAAAGGAGCACUUGGGAGCGACAAUCAAGAGGGCAGUAUAAAUGAGCUGGAGAAGGUGGAUUUUGCCAUUAGUAGCUUGGUCAUGAACUCUCCAACCCAAGAUGCCGAUGAGGCUCAGAAGAUCCAAUAUGCCAACAGCAGGCUGGAGGAUUUAGUGGCGGGAAUUGACAGGCUUGAGAAUGGUUUGGGGCGUUUGUUUAAGCAUCUCAUCAAUAAUAGGGUGUCUUUCUUGAAUAUAGUUUCGCCAUGAGGAAGAGUUCGUAGUUAUAAACUUUGGGCUCAACAAGGCCGUACAUGUAUUGCUUAUAAUUACAGGAUGGGAAUCAACUACGUUAAGAUUGUCCAAGUUCACAGAAAAAUAUUUGUGAUUUGAUGCAAUUGUAAAUUCUCCUUUGUAGAUAUAUAGUUCCAUCCGGUGAAAUGAUUCGUAA